This is a messenger RNA of Helicoverpa armigera (cotton bollworm), 753 nucleotides long. Its product is annotated as neurogenic differentiation factor 2. Gene Ontology annotation, cellular component: nucleus. Gene Ontology annotation, biological process: sensory organ development; positive regulation of transcription by RNA polymerase II; axon development. The transcript has a single exon. The coding region runs from base 16 to 579 and encodes 187 amino acids. NCBI's taxonomy places the organism in Eukaryota, Metazoa, Arthropoda, Insecta, Lepidoptera, Noctuidae. Gene Ontology annotation, molecular function: protein dimerization activity; DNA-binding transcription factor activity, RNA polymerase II-specific; E-box binding. The record is from RefSeq and is a predicted model, not a curated record.
CCUGCGUGACUGUACAUGAACGGAGCGGGGCAAGUGGGCGGAGUGAGCGUAUUUUUCUUGCGGCGACGUUGCGCGGGCGGCGUGGUCGCGUGGGGCGGCCGCCGGCGUCACUCCAUGCCCGAUCACGACAAGUACCAGCUGCGGCCCCGCGCCGCGCGCAGCCGCGAGCCGCGCGCGCGCCGCACGCCGCAGCCGCUCAGCAAGUACCGCCGCAAGACGGCCAACGCCAGGGAGCGCAGCCGCAUGCGCGAGAUCAACCGCGCCUUCGAGACGCUGCGCCGCGCCGUGCCCGCGUCCGCCAUCACGGGCACGCCGGUGCCCUGCGAGAAGCUCACCAAGAUCACCACGCUGCGGCUGGCCAUGCGCUACAUCACGGCGCUGUCGGCGGCGCUGCGGGAGACCAGCCCGGAGCCCGAGGGCGCGCGCCCCGAGCGCUGGCCCUCGCCGCUGUGCUCCGACCUGUCCGAGUUCUCCACGGAGCAGGAGACGCCGUCGGAGUUCGCGGAGGACUCGCUGUCGCCGUUCGACUCGUUCUUCGCGGAGUUCGACUGCGACUACAUCGACCGGACAUUCGCGUGAUAGUGUUGUGAGUGGUGCACUGCCGGACUAUUUCCAAUUAGGUACCUACUAUUUAAUUCUCCUUUUGCCAUACUAUUAAUUAUUACUUAUAAAUAACUAUAUUUUAUUUUGUAUGAGAUAUAUUUUGAGAUUUAUUUAUUUUUUAUUAAUAAAUUUUAAUUGUUAUCGUUAUGA